Messenger RNA from Mauremys reevesii (Reeves's turtle), 1564 nucleotides. Its product is annotated as zinc finger protein RFP-like. The transcript is spliced from 7 exons. The record is from RefSeq and is a predicted model, not a curated record. Gene Ontology annotation, molecular function: protein binding; zinc ion binding. NCBI's taxonomy places the organism in Eukaryota, Metazoa, Chordata, Testudines, Geoemydidae. Bases 13 to 1473 code for a protein of 486 amino acids.
CCAGAAGGAGCCAUGGCUGCAGCAACCCCCCUGAAAAGUCUCCAGGAAGAAGCCACAUGUCCCCUCUGUCUGGAGUAUUUCACAGAACCUGUCACUCUGGAGUGUGGGCACAAUUUCUGCCGCGCCUGCAUCGCCCAGUGUUGUGAGGGAUCAAAUACAGACAUCUCCUGCCCUCAGUGCAGAGAAACUGUGCAUCAGAGAAACCUCAGGCUGAACAGGCAGCUGGCAAAUGUUGUAGAAAUAGCCAAACAGCUGAGUUUACAGGCAGCAAAGGGAAGAGGAGGGGACGGGGUGUGUGGGGAACACCAGGAGGCUCUGAAACUGUUCUGUGAAGAGGAUCAAACCCCCAUCUGUAUGAUCUGCAGAGAGUCCUGGGCUCAUCGCACUCACACUGUGUUUCCCAUACAGGAAGCCAUCCAGCAGUACAAGGAAAAAAUCCAGACCCAUUUGAAGGCUCUGCGGGAAGAAAGAGAAAAGCUGCUGGGAUUUAGAGUGGCUGGAGAGGGGAAAAGCCAGGAAUAUCUGAAACAAAUACAAACCGAGAGGCAGAAGAUUGUGUCUGAAUUUCAGCAACUGCGGCGGUUCCUGGAGGAAAAAGAGCGACUCCUGCUGGCCCAGCUGGAGAAGCUGGAUGAGGAGAUUGUGAGGAUCUGGAAUGAAAAUGUCAGUAAACUCUCCGAGCAGAUUUCCCAUCUCAGUGAGCUGAUCAGUGAGAUGGAGGGGAAGUGUCAGAAGCCAGCCAGUGAAUUCCUGAAGGAUGUCAGAAGCACCUUGAGCAGGUGGGAGAAGGGGAAGUUCCAGCAGCCAGAGGAGAUUUCUGCUGAACUGGAAGAGCGAGUCCAUGGUUUCUCUCAGAAAACUAUUGUGCUAUUGGAGGCUCUGAGGAAGUUCAAAGCCACUCUGCCGUCUGCACUGGAGAGAAAAAGAGGGCAACCAGUAGGAGCACACAGACAGGCGAAUGUGACUCUGGAUCCAGACACGGCUCAUCCCAACCUCGUCCUGUCUGAGGAUCGGACAAGUGUGAGAUGGGGAGACACACGGCAGGAUCUGACCAACUACCCCGAGAGAUUUUACACUGAGUUCUGUGUGCUGGGCUGUGAGGGAUUCACCUCAGGGAGACAUUGCUGGGAGGUCCAGGUAGAAGGUGAGGGAGGCUGGGCUGUGGGGGUGGCCAGAGAGUCUGUGAGAAGGAAUGGACGGAUCAGCCGUAGCCCUAAGGGGGGGAUCUGGGCUGUGGAGCAGAUGUGGGGGGAACAGUUGAAGGCUCUUACCUCUCCUGAGACUCUCCUGCCCCUGAGCCGGGCCCCCAGCAGGUUCCGGGUUUGUCUGGACUGUGACCAGGGGCAGGUGACAUUUAUCAAUGCUGGUGACGAGGCCCCGAUCUUCACUUUCCCGCUGGGCUCUGUCCCUGGGGAGAGAAUCCGACCCUGGUUCUGGUUGGGGCCGGGAUCCCAGCUCAGACUGUGUCCCUGAGAAACGCAGGGGAGGAGCGGGGGAAUAGCUCCCUGGGAAUCAUAGAAUAUCAGGGUUGGAAGGGAUCUCAGGAGGUCAUCUAGUCCAAUGC